AUGUCUUCAUCACUGGCCGCUGGGAGCAUGAAAUCAGCAAGCCUCUCUUCACUGACCAGGCUCACCCUACUCUGCCUUGGCAUUUUCCUCAUCGGCACCUACACCACGCAACACAUCAUGGCUCUCUGGUCCAAGACUGGCCCCAUCCUGGGCGCCCUCGCAGUUGUCGGUUCAACCGUGUCAGCACAGUCCAUGGAUGUGAGCUGGCAUGCGCCAGCCAAGUCCCAGGUCAAUGCCAACUUCACCGAGGUGCUCAACGGUGAGGGCAAGUGGGGGUUCAUCUAUGAUACCUCGGAGACGCCAAUCGACAAGUACGGCACGUACAACUGGUGCAACAUGCCCCACGUGCGCAAGACGGAAUAUGUCAGGCCGUCGGAUGACUUUGAACUGAAAUAUGUUGAGCUGGUGAGCCAAGUCCUGGGACUUCUCUACUUGACCAAACGACUAAUUCUGUGCCAGAUCCACCGUCACCACAAACGCACGCCGUACUCCUCCAACGCCUUCCCCGUCGAGUCCUACCAGUGGAACUGCGAUGAGCAGGGCCUCUUCUACUUUGGAGAGCGUCUGGACGGCAGCAACUCCGCAGCCAAGACGUACUGGAAAGUGUACAUCUCGCCCGUCAACCCCUUCGUCCCUGCCGGCUGGAUCGGAACCUGCCAAUUCCCCCAAAUCACGGCUCAGGGCCUCGACGACUCGUAUGUCCACGGCGUCGAUCUCUUCGGCGUUUAUCACGAUCUUCUGGGGUUCCUGCCCAGUCGCAAUGACCCCUCGUGGCACGAGAAGGUCCAGUACCGCGUGACCAACAACCAGAUCACGAGCCAAGUUGCCGGCCUUCUGAUCAAGGGCAUGUAUGACACGACAUCGCCGCAGGGCCUCAACAUCCAGGCGUCGGGCGUCGACUCCCUUGAACCUCAGUACAGCUGCCCUGCCGGCUCGUCCCUCUUCAGCCGCAUCAAAUCCGGCAGCAACCCGGCCUGGGCGAACCACCUCCGCGCCGCGGCCCCGCUCUACUCGGCUCUCGACACCAUCUCUGGCGUGCCCGCCUCCAACGCCGGUUUCCACAACUCCUUCGACCCCUACUACGACAACCUCUCGGCCCGCCAGUGCCACGACAAGCCCCUGCCCUGCAAGCUCGUCAACGGCCGCAACGACACGUCGGCCUGCAUCAGCCAGACCCAGGCCGAUACCGUCUUCCGCAUCGGCCACUGGGAGUACUCCCAGAUCUACCGCGACAGCCCCGACUCGCUCGCCGCCAGCGCCGCGACCUACGGCGUAUGGGCCGCCGAGCUGGCGGGGCACCUGCGCGCCGCCGCCGCCGGUGACGGCGCCGCCAACGCCCCGAUCUACAGGCACAACGUCGCCCACGACGGCUCCGUCUCGCGCCUGCUGUCGCUGCUGCAGGUCGACCACAUGGUCUGGCCCGGCAUGGGCGCCGAGGUCGUCUUCGAGCUGUACCAGAAGAAGACGAAGAAGCAGGGCGGUACCGCCUCGUCACAGCCGGCACCGACCGUCGUCGCGCCCGGCUGCAGCAGGAACAACUGCCUGCGCCAGAUGAUCCGCGAGUCGGCCUCGGCCUCAGCCUUUUGCCCUGGCUUCACGGCCCAGGAGACGGCGACGGCGUCGCCGCUGCCGGCUUGGAUCGCCAACUGCAAGGGGGACGCGGCCGCUGUCAAGUCGGCGUGCGCGUGCGUCGUCACGCAGACGGCGACGGUCACCACGACGCCCACGGCUGCGCCGACCGGUGCGGCGGGCAGCGAGAGCGGGUGGUAUGUGCGCGUGCUGUUUGGCGGACAGGUGUUCAAGUCGUCGAGCCCGACGCUCGGCACCAUUGACAUGAUCCCCGUGGAGACGCUGCUGGGAUAUAUUGACGGCCUCGUUGGCAAGGAUGCCAGUCUUGUCAGGGGCAAGUGUACCGCAUAA
Molecule: messenger RNA, 1920 nt
Organism: Verticillium nonalfalfae
Lineage: Eukaryota; Fungi; Ascomycota; Sordariomycetes; Glomerellales; Plectosphaerellaceae
Exons: 1
Coding region: 1-1920 (639 amino acids)
Biological process (GO): dephosphorylation
Molecular function (GO): phosphatase activity
Source: RefSeq, a predicted model, not a curated record